AUGAGCUCUUUCCCGUCUUCCAGUGAUAGGGAUAAACAGUGGGGCGUUGGUUCCGGUCGGUCAUUCCAGCAAUACGAGCCCUCGUCAUUUGCAGAGGACUCAGCGACCAGGGCCCCUCACAACGUCACCCCCAGUUUAUCUCACCAUGAUUGGGCUGAUCCAUCAGGCAAGAGGCCAAUUGAUAGAAUCAUACAGUCGGAUGACUAUGAACGAUCUCAUGGCAAGGUCGAAUCAUUGUCGGACUCGCAAGCACUCUCAAACGACAGCGGUAAUGAAGAUGACCCUGAAGAGAAGCAUCGAGAGCCAAAAAGACCUAGGAUGGCAAUUUCGUGUUCUGAAUGCCGACGACGAAAAAUAAAGUGCGACCGCAAUAUUCCGUGCAUGGCUUGUGUCAGGAGGGGCAUGCCUGGUUCAUGCCGCUGGGAAAAUGCCAAGGUUGAGCCAUCGCCACAGCCAUUUGCGCUGAAAACACAAGUCGAUGAUCUUCAAAGGCGGCUUGAAUCUCUUCAAGAUACCCUUGAAAGUUUGCCAGCUGAGAUUGUCAAAGCAGUCACCAUGGCCCAGCAACCGUCAAAUUCGAACAUUUCCCAAUCGAAACAGGGUAUCGAGAAUCAAGAUUCCAGAGAGGCUUCAAGUUUGCCUCGAGAUACGCAAAUCUCCAAGGCGGGAGCAUCCGGCAAUGGAAAUGAUCACACAACAUCCCGCCCUUCUGCUAAUGCGCCCAAUGCCACUUCAUCCGCUACUCGGUCAAAUGGCCCUCCUUCGAAGGGACUAUCGGCAUUCUACGACGAUGCAGCAGAAAAUGCCGCAGUUGUGCUGGAGAGUAUUGCUUUCAACCCGCAAACAAAUGAAGCGGAAGCUGGCAAUGACUCGAUGAUAUCUCAUGAAUAUUGGAGAGGGAAUAUGCUCACCACCAUCUCAGGGGCAGCCCUGGCAGGUAGUGCCAAAGAUGAUCCUCCAAAGUUACGGCAUCAACUUGAACAACAGGAUCAAGAAUUCACUUCGGCUCUGACCAGUAUCGUUGCGCCACCGUGGGACAUUACAUUAGACCGCUUCAAUCCUGUGCUUAUGCAACAGGGGGGCUCCGAGCCGGACACGCCACAGCACCUAAUGGGACAUAAACUUGAUGCUAUGCACAGUAUAUUCGAGAAUUUGCCAAGCUUAAGCCAAAGCUACUAUUUAGCUGAGCAAUACAAAAACAUAAUCCAUUGGCGAUCUCGCAUUCUACAGUGA
This is a messenger RNA of Penicillium angulare, 1233 nucleotides long. RefSeq names its product Zn(II)2Cys6 transcription factor domain-containing protein. Gene Ontology annotation, molecular function: RNA polymerase II cis-regulatory region sequence-specific DNA binding; DNA-binding transcription activator activity, RNA polymerase II-specific; zinc ion binding. NCBI's taxonomy places the organism in Eukaryota, Fungi, Ascomycota, Eurotiomycetes, Eurotiales, Aspergillaceae. Gene Ontology annotation, cellular component: nucleus. Gene Ontology annotation, biological process: regulation of transcription by RNA polymerase II. The transcript has a single exon. The coding region runs from base 1 to 1233 and encodes 410 amino acids. The record is from RefSeq and is a predicted model, not a curated record.